GAGCACCCCCACCAACGGCGACAUGACAGACACAUCCACCCCUCUCUCGGCCGUCCGAGACCUGACCUUUGGCUCGAUCGCUGGCAUGACGGCCAAGCUGUUUGAGUACCCCUUCGUAAGUCAACAACACACACCCGUGAUCACGGACUCUGACACUCCCGUGAAGGACCUCGUCAAAGUCCGUCUCCAGUCACAGCCCACCGACAGGCCGCCCAUGUUCAAGGGCCCACUAGACUGUUUCAAGCAGACUGUAGGCAAGGAAGGCAUCCGUGGCUUGUACCGAGGUAUCUCGGCGCCAGUAGCAGGGGCAGCGGCCGAGAACGCGAGUCUGUUCUUCGUGUACAACAAGGCGCAGGCUGCAAUCCUCGCUCUGCGCCCUGGUCCCGAUGGCGGACUGCGCGAGUUGACGACUACCGAGCUGGGUGUCGCUGGUGCGGCGGCCGGAGCCUUCACGUCUUUUGUCCUCACCCCGAUUGAGCUCGUCAAGUGCCGUAUGCAGGUGCAGAUGAUCACCCAGUCGGCGCCUACCUCGGCCGUGACUGUCAAGACGGCGCUGUCGGCCCCCGCCUCGCCCUCGUCCACUGUCACCAUCCCCCCUCUCGCCCGCCCUGUCACGACCGCAGCCCGCCCCGCGCCUCUCGGCCCAUUCGCUAUCAUUGCCCAGACUGUCCGCACCAAUGGCAUCCAGGGUCUCUGGCUCGGUCAGACCGGCACGUUCCUUCGCGAGACGGGCGGCUCUUUCGCUUGGUUCGGCAUGUACGAGUUUGUCGCGCGCAAGUUCAUCGCGCGUCGCCAGAAGCAAGCGGCUGCCGACUACACUGUGACCAAGGCCGACCUCGCACCGUGGGAACUCAUGGCCUCGGGCGCUUGCGGCGGUGUCGCCUACAACGUCUCGCUGUUCCCUGCCGACUCGGUCAAGAGCACGAUGCAGACGUCGGCAGAGCUUCACCCCGACCGCCCGCCACCCAAGUUUUUCCCGACCUUCAAGCAGAUCUAUCAGACGCGCGGUAUCCGCGGCCUGUACGCUGGUUGCGCGCUCACAUGUCUCCGUUCGGGCCCCUCGUCUGCCAUCAUCUUUGGUCUGUUUGAGACGCUCAACAGCAAGCUUGGAUGGAUCUUUGACACGCGCGCAUAAGCGACGCAUCCGCCGAGGUGGAGGUUAAUUCGCCCCUCAGCCACAAACAACCACAUACACUGCAAUAAGUCUCUUGUCAUACACAGCAUGGUUGUACUCGCUCUCUCAUUGCUCGCAGUGUAGGGGUUUGUGGUUCUCAUGUAGAGGCUAAUCUGUACAUUACUGCAUGCAACCGGUAACACUGGAAGA
This is a messenger RNA of Vanrija pseudolonga, 1324 nucleotides long. RefSeq names its product Amino-acid transporter arg-13 (gene arg-13). Lineage: Eukaryota; Fungi; Basidiomycota; Tremellomycetes; Trichosporonales; Trichosporonaceae. The transcript is spliced from 4 exons. Gene Ontology annotation, biological process: mitochondrial L-ornithine transmembrane transport. Bases 23 to 1135 code for a protein of 370 amino acids. Gene Ontology annotation, molecular function: L-ornithine transmembrane transporter activity. Gene Ontology annotation, cellular component: mitochondrion. The record is from RefSeq and is a predicted model, not a curated record.